UUUUUUAGCCUAUUCCAUAUUUUAACGAUUCGAUAUUUUGUCCGGACACGCAUAUUUUUCUUAACUGUAUUUCUUUUUCCAUAUUAUCUCUCGCUAUUGCUACUAAAAUCUUGUUUUUUUUUUUGUAAAAAUUUGCAAAUUUUUUAAAUCACUGUUUUUUUUUUAAUGUUUAGGAAAAUUGAUUUAAAAAAUAUGAUCACUCGAAGCAAAGCCAAACAACAAAAUAUUCAAGAUCAGCAAAAUUUGACUAAAGAAAAUAAUCAAAAGACGAAUCAACAUUCACAAAGUCAGAAUAAUCAAGGCAAACAAAACGACCAACAAUCAGGACAAACUUCUCGUGGAAACAACCAACAAAAACCUGCUGUAAAUCCAGAUGGGAAAAUCAGCGAUUGUUUAAUUUGUUGUCAACGUUCUGAUCUUUUUGGACUUGGGGAGUGCAUGCAUCCGAUUUGUAUGAAAUGCUCACUGCGUAUCCGGGUGUUUGGAGAAAAAAAACAAUGCCCACAAUGUCGGACUGCCAUCCCAAUUGUAUUUUUUAUUAUUUUGUGGUGUUAUUUUUAUUGUUAG
Messenger RNA from Meloidogyne enterolobii, 567 nucleotides. NCBI's taxonomy places the organism in Eukaryota, Metazoa, Nematoda, Chromadorea, Rhabditida, Meloidogynidae. The record is from the annotation of a GenBank genome assembly.